GUCACUUUCAAAACAAUAUGGCGGAGAAAAUUGCAAUGGAGUAUUCGUGUUGUGUUUAAUGCCGAUGUUAUGAGUAACAUAACCUAAAUGUAGUGAUAACAUAACAUAAACUAUUGGAAUCCCGUUGAAGAUGGGAGCCAAUGCAUCACAACUCGAGAAGGAAAUUGGAUCGGAGCAGUUUCCGAUUAAUGAACAUUAUUUUGGGUUGGUAAAUUUUGGUAAUACCUGUUAUUGUAAUUCUGUCCUCCAAGCGUUGUAUUUCUGUCGGUCAUUUAGAGAGAAAGUUCUACAGUAUAAACAGCUACAGAAAAACCAAAAGAAGGAAACAUUGUUGACAUGUUUAGCAGAUCUGUUUUUUAGUAUAGCCACACAGAAGAAAAAAGUAGGCACCAUUGCCCCAAAAAAGUUUAUUACUCGAUUAAGAAAAGAGAAUGAACAAUUUGAUAAUUACAUGCAACAAGAUGCCCAUGAGUUUUUAAAUUAUUUAUUGAAUACAGUAGCUGAUUUAUUACAAGCUGAGAAACAGGGUACGAAACCUAAAAACAGUUCAGGAGAUUCUAAAGCUAAACCUGAUCCAACAUGGGUACAUGAUAUAUUCCAGGGAACAUUAACCAAUGAAACUCGGUGUUUAAAUUGUGAAACAGUGAGCAGUAAAGAUGAAGAUUUUUUGGAUUUAUCUGUUGAUGUUGAACAGAAUACGUCCAUAACUCAUUGUUUAAUAGGUUUCAGUAAUACAGAAACACUUUGUGCUGAACAUAAAUACUACUGUGAAGUCUGCUGUAGCAAACAGGAGGCACAGAAAAGAAUGCGGGUAAAGAAAUUACCACAGAUUCUGGCAUUACAUUUAAAGAGAUUUAAAUAUAUGGAACAACUGAGUAGAUAUAUUAAAGUUUCUUAUAGAGUUGUCUUUCCUUUAGAGUUACGCUUAUUUAAUACAUCUGAUGAUGCAUGUAAUCCUGAGAGAAUGUAUGAUUUAGUAGCUGUUGUUGUACACUGUGGUAGUGGACCUAAUCGUGGUCAUUAUAUUAGUAUUGUUAAAAGUCAUGGUUUCUGGUUAUUGUUUGAUGAUGAUAUUGUUGAUAAAAUUGAAGCAAGUCAGAUUGAGGAGUUUUACGGGAUUCCGUCAGACAUGCAGAAGAAUUCUGAGUCUGGUUAUAUUUUAUUUUACCAGAGUAGAGAAUAACUAGUGCUGACUCUCGAAAAAAUCUCCUUUUCUUAGAUCUUAUAUUUUAAAUGUUUCCAAUCACAAGCUCUGAGAGAGUAUCACUUUUGUUGUAAGCUUAUAUUGAUACAGUUUUUCACUCUAAAAUUAUACUGUCCCUCAGGUUUAUGAGCACACUAUCCCUGGGUUAAACUUAUACUAUCCCAGGUUUAGAAUCACACUAUCCCUGGGUUAAACUUAUACUAUCCCAGGGUUAGAAGCACACUAUCCCUGGGUUAAACUUAUACUAUCCCAGGUUUAGAAGCACAGUAUCCCUGGUUUAAACUUAUACUAUUCCUAAUAUCAUACUAUACCCAUGAUAGCAACAUAUCUCUGAGUAUUAUGACUUGAGAUGGCUUCUUGUUGAGUUUAAUUUAUAAUGCUCACACCGAUUGUACAUUGUUCUCAGUUAGGAUUAUCUCAUGGGAUGGGUUAGUUAGAACUAUCUCAUUGGAUGAGUUAGUUUGGAUUAUCUUUCGGAUGAGUUAGUUAGGGUGCCCCACACAGCCAGAAAUGGGCUCUAAUGAUAAUUGAAGUUGAAAUGACUUCAGGUCAAUUGCACAUUCACUAUAAGUAUUAGACUGGAUUCACCUUUUAAUAGCCGUUUGUCUACGCAUCUAUCAAAUAAAAAAGCCCUAAAUGUGAACACCUGACAUUAAUAUUUGAAAUAUCUAAUUUUUUUCAAUUGACCGUUUUAUUAACUAUGCAUGUUUUGAUUUAGUAGAUUUUAUAUUUCUGAAGAUUCGUUAAAUGUAAUGGCAUGUAACACAAUUUGUACUGAAUAAUGGCUGUAUACUGAGCUACCAGUGCAUACACAAUUACUGUCUAAUUUAAAUAUAUACAACUUAUUAAAUACAUCAUGACCAUUCAUUUAGUUGUGAUAAAUGAGUUAAACUAAGGUAAAGCUUUUGGUAUGCAUCAAUAUAUUUGGAGAUUUUUAUUGUUAUUAUGGGGCACCCUUGUAACAGACUAAAUAUAUAAGUUCUUUUCUUUGGAAUUCAUUGGAGUUGUUAAACACCAUUGACAAGAACUCAAAAUAUGAUUAAGCUAUUGAGAAGUCAUGCCAAAACUAUUUUAAUGUAUACUUAAUUUCAAUCGUAAUGCACAUUAAAAUAUAAAAUAAAGAUAAAAAUAUGAAAAUUUGAGACCUUGUGAAUAUAAAUAUUUUAUGAUGUUGAUAUUGUAUUGAGUGAGUUGUGUAUAUUAACUACUGUUUCUGGAACUGUGAUUAUCACAUAGCUACUGUGUUAGGGACCAUCUCAAAAUUUCAGCACUUGCGUCUAAACAAGUAACCCGUGGAACUGGGUUGUAAGGUGGGUUUAAUCACACUGUGAAUAGAAAAUGAUUUAAAUUAAAUGUUAAUUAUUUAACGUUGUAUCAUGAACAGAAAUAUAUCGGCAUUUUCUUAAUCCCUUGGCACGGAUUAUCUUUGGGGAGGGUGGGUCAAGAUCUAUCCAUGGGUUAUUGGAUGCAAGUUUUGGUAUUUUGCGCCAGUCCCUUAUAAUCAUCUAUAUAACAAUAUUUAUACUGGUAAUAUAAACUGUGAUUAUUACCAUUGAUAUACUAUGAUAUACCAGUUAAUUUCUUUUGCUCAUAUGAACUGAUUAAUAACAGAAACUAGAUAUAACAUGACGGAUACAAAGAACAGGACUUGUCACAAUAUCCACUUUAUAUUUUUGAAGAUGGUUGAAUAAUAACACUGCAUUUCAUGAACAUUUUUAGAUAUUUAAUGUUUAAGUGAUAAUUAAUUUUUAUGUCUAGUCCAUUUGUUACGAAAACCAAAAGUUUGAAUGAGGAAAUAAAUUCUGUGUGACUGAUGUACUUCUCAUCUAAAUUAACAUUUAACUUUUAUUCUGAUCAGAAAGCAAAUAUUCUCCAUUGUAUAAUAUUUGAAAGGCAUUUAGCAAUUUAACAUGACAUAACACAACAUAGUUCCAUGGAUAACAAUCACUAUAUUAUAUACAAGAUUUCACUGGUCGUUCAAGCUUACAAAAUUACAAAGCUUGAUAACAACUACCAUUUGUGAAAUAUUAUCGAAAUGUUUUGUGUAUCUCUAAUAUAAAAGUGGAAAAAGGAUGGGAAGCACUGCUAUAUUAUAUAAACAUAACAUUUUGACAAGAAUUAACUAAUUGUUAUCAUUUGUUGAAAUACAGAUGUGACGUCAUCCAUUGUGUUGUUUCAAUUUAUUACGUAAUGUCUCGCGCUCGACCAUUAAACCACACUUAUCGACUAGUAAAGUCGAGUGUGUAUAUAAGAUAGUGACUGUUAUCCAUACUUCUGUGUUGUGUUAUAUCAUGUAUACAAAAUAAAAAUAUAAUCAGUUCAUGUUAAGUAAGAAUAGCAACAGGUUUUGUCAAGAUAUUUUAUUAUAGAUUUUACACAUUAUUUGUACUGUAAAUAAUCAUUUAUUUCUAUAUUACAUAGAAAACAUUUUUAUGCACGUCUUUAUCAGCAAAUGUAUUUAUAAACACAUGGAUACUCUUGCAUAUUAGAUUGGUUGAUAUUGUAAAAAUAAUUAUUCUGGGGAGUUUUAGUGGAAGGUAUUAUAUUUUUACCAAAUAUAGAACUGGUUGAAGUUGAACCCUUAUGAGUUAACCAAUUUAAAUAAAGCUAAUAAUUCAAUUUAAAUUGACUUAACUGUUCACGCUAAUGAGAAAUGCUAGAAAAUUUCAAAUAUUUACCAUUUUUAAUUUAUACCUUCUGCACAUUUGAUUAAUAUUAUCUUAAAUGUUAUUAAUAGCUUUUCGUAUGCAAAAACUAUACAGAAUGAUUGGACUUGGGUGAUAAUUAUCUAAACUCGAAAAGGGUAAUAUUGUUCUGCUUUUGUUUUUAAUGGUAAAUGCAGGGGGACUGCACCACACACAAACAAAUAUACAAGACAAAUCUACAGACUAGACACAAUAUACAGACAUCACAAACAACAAACAUACACGCACACAUCAGAUCGAGUGAAUUCAUCCGAGGGCUAAUCGUAGGUGUCUACUGAACUGUACAGUCCCGGAUCUGUAAAGUAUUACAUCUAAUAUUUGUCGGUAAAUUUUUUACCACUGAAGAAUAAAGGUCCAUGUCGAUUUAAGUCUCUGUGCGUUAUUUGAAUUUUCAGGGAAAUAUCAAAUUUUACACAACUUUUUAAAACUGACUUGAUUUAAAAGAGGCUUAUCAAUAGAUUUUAGCGAAGAUUAUAGGUGGCAUUUGCUUUGGACCAUAUCCUGUGUAAUAUGCCGAUUGUUGACAAAUUUUCAAUUUAUCAUAACUUUGAACCAUUUUUGGACAAAUAUUCCUUUUAGAGAUAUUGUAGUAUAAAGCGUGCAUGUUAGAUCAUAAGGUCUGUCAUUGAGGCAAGUGGUGUGGUUUUGACUUCCUGCUUGUUUGUGACAAGGAGUAGGGUUGCUUAUCCAACUUUGUAGGUUUUCCCAGGUUCUCCCACUGCUAAAGACCCCUACAUGCAAACUAAUUAUUAAAAUAAAAUUGAACCAUAUGUUAGCCCCGAAGUGACCUAGUUUGUGUCAAGUGGACGCUAAACCCCAUUUCUCUCUCUCUCAAAUGAUGUUCAGAGACUUUUAAGAAAUACAACCUAAAUUCAAAGUGAUGAAGUAUUCUCAAUUUGCAAAAAUGUAACUGGGGUUUUAAGAUUUAAUUUAAGAAUGUAGUAUAAUGCUGUAAAAAUUUAUUAAAUUCUUUUUGUAUUAGUUGCAUUCAACUAGUUAUAAUGAAAAGUUGAAAACAUGGACUAAACUUAUUUUAGAUCAUAUAUAAAUUAAGAGUCUAUCAUGUUUAUAAAACAUUUGAAAAUCAGGUUUUAGAAAGAUUGUUAUAAUUCGUAAAACCAAAAUUCAACAAAACCAAUGUACAUAUAUAUCAUAAUUGGAAAUGAACAAAGUUGUGAAGCUUGGUAUACUUUCACAUUUCAAAGCUUUUGUCUUAGUUUGCAGUUUUACUUCCAAUUUGUGUAGAAGGGUAACAUUAUCAUAAAGAAUAUUCUAAGUUAAAAUUGCCGUACAUGUAUUUGUUUUUUUGAUCUGCUUAUAUUUGCAAUACAAUUUUAUAGCCAUUGCUUAUGCUUCAUAAUUGUAAAUAUCAAAGAGUUGUUUAACAUUUAUGUAGAAAAUUUAUAUCAGGCAAAAAUUGCAUUUAAAGACAAAUUUAUUCAUCAGACAGUUUCUGUUGUUAGACAUGCCUGAUAAAUAGUAUUUAGCAAGACACGUGUCAUAAUUGUGAUAAAAAUCAUUAAAUGCAUAUCAAUACAAUUAUUGUAUAGAUUUAUUUACAUUAUUAUUAGACAACUUGUAUUUCUUGAGAUAUUUAUACAGUAAUAUUAAAUGUGUCUAAAAUAGAAUAUUUAUUAUUAAGAUUCUAUUUCAGAUAUAAUAAUCAAAUUGCACAAAGAUAAAUAUGUUAUUAUAUUUACAUUUAUUCAAAAAUGAAACAAUGAAUACCCUAUCUGCAAAUUAAGACCCUAUCUGCGAAUUUGUUGAAAGUUCUCAUUUAAAAUUCCUACAUCAUUGGAGAUAUUAAUUCUGAUAAUUUAUCAUGUUCAAGAAGAGCACUUUAUAUAAAUAGCUUUGUUCUAGAUUUGUUCGGAGAGCUUACAUCAUUAUGUGUUAUUUUAAAUUGCGUAAAAUGAAAGACAUCUAUGUUGUUGAUUUGUAGGCUUAUUAAUGGAGAUAUUUAAAUAAAAAGCCUGGCAUAUUGUUUUGUUUUAGUUUGUUAUGUUAAGAUACAGCCAAGCUUGUCCUUAUCUUAUCUAUAUAUGUAAAGAAAUUGUAAUAAUAAUAAAUGUUGAUAGAGAUAUAUAAAAUACUUGUACAUGGUAAAUUAAAUGUUUUUUAAAUCUGAUUGUUAUAAAUAUCUUUACAAUCAUACAA
Messenger RNA from Patella vulgata (common limpet), 6066 nucleotides. RefSeq names its product ubiquitin carboxyl-terminal hydrolase 46. Lineage: Eukaryota; Metazoa; Mollusca; Gastropoda; Patellidae. The coding region runs from base 131 to 1183 and encodes 350 amino acids. The record is from RefSeq and is a predicted model, not a curated record. Gene Ontology annotation, cellular component: nucleus; cytosol. Gene Ontology annotation, biological process: protein deubiquitination. Gene Ontology annotation, molecular function: cysteine-type deubiquitinase activity; cysteine-type endopeptidase activity. The transcript has 9 exons.